This is a messenger RNA of Hemibagrus wyckioides, 1546 nucleotides long. RefSeq names its product ribonuclease P/MRP 40 subunit (gene rpp40). The coding region runs from base 109 to 1182 and encodes 357 amino acids. The record is from RefSeq and is a predicted model, not a curated record. Gene Ontology annotation, biological process: tRNA 3'-end processing; tRNA 5'-leader removal; endonucleolytic cleavage in ITS1 to separate SSU-rRNA from 5.8S rRNA and LSU-rRNA from tricistronic rRNA transcript (SSU-rRNA, 5.8S rRNA, LSU-rRNA). NCBI's taxonomy places the organism in Eukaryota, Metazoa, Chordata, Actinopteri, Siluriformes, Bagridae. The transcript is spliced from 8 exons. Gene Ontology annotation, molecular function: ribonuclease P activity; ribonuclease MRP activity. Gene Ontology annotation, cellular component: ribonuclease MRP complex; multimeric ribonuclease P complex.
ACCAUAGAAAAAGUGAUGUUAAAACAGCAGUAGUUUUUCAGUCAUUUUUUUUAUUCCUUAAAACACACGAAUUAUUUGCUCUUUCUGUGUCAAAAAAAGAAGAAAGAAAUGUCGCCAGCCUUGAAGAAAUGUCCGAGGAGGUUGUUAGUGUGUGAAAAAUCCAACUUCUUGAAGGAAGCAUCACGUCACGAAGCGCACGUGUCUAAACACAGCUUCAACUACAAGGUUUCUUUACUGAUACCUGAAUGUGGAGUACUGCCUUCUGACAUUGCAAAGGUCAUCAGUAAGUUCAGUUCAUAUUACCUUGUGCGGGAUCUACCAGUGUACAGAUUCCUGGAAGAGGACAUGCUCGAAAUAAUAAAGAAAGGCAGUUUUUAUGCACUCUCCUACAAAACCCGGCUUGAUGAAGACAAUAUUGUUGCUUUAAUGAGCAGAAAGUUAAUAUUGUCUCUUGAUAAGGACACAUAUGAGCAGCUUGGCUUGGAGGGAAAACCAUCUCUAUACAAUCACAGGAAGCCCAUGAGAUAUGUCGUAACUGUGGACCUCACUGAUAAAUCUUUGGUUCCUGGGACAAAGCGUUACCAGCAGGUUCUGAGAAGUCUGAAAGAAAGAGUGCCACUGAGAUGCGACACUCUUUUAACAGAUUGCCGUUCAGACCAAGAUGGACAUCUGAAGGCUCUCCUGUCUCAGUACACAUAUGAGAAGUGUAGACCUACUCUUAGUACCCACAGUCUGGGAGAACUGUUGUGCCCAUCACUUCACUCCUCAGAUCUUCAGGGAAAGAGUCUUUCCUGCACCCCAGAGCUCUUCCUGGAGUGGUUGGGGGCAGUUAACUUGAAUAUCAGUUGCAAAAACUCCGCUACAAGUUUCCUGUCCACGUAUACGUGUCCGGAGCCGUGCAGUUCUGUGAGCCAGGCGCUGAUUUGCACCGUAACAGGACUCCUCCCUCCUGAAGACGUCUCUGCACUACUACAAGAGCUUAGAAAGUAUUUUGAUGCGCCAAAGUUUACAUUUUGGGUCUCCCUCACUGUGCAUGGCUUUGUGGAUAGUCCCGUGUCCUGGGGAACAACAGAACAUGGCUUCCUCAAGGGAGGAGAAAACUUCUACAAUUUUGUUUGCUUCAAGAACCAGGAUUACUGGUUGCACAUGGCUGCUGGUGCACAUGAUGGCUGUCCUCCUUGAUGAUCUAUAACCUGGAUUAGAGAAAGACAUUAUGUUUUUAUGAGGCUACUUCACGUUUCUGUCAAUGAUGUCCUGAUCUUUUUAUAUGAAUGAAAGUCUGACUUAUGUUAAAUAUAAUUAUGCACUGUGUUUCAUCUUAUUAUUUAACAAUAAUAAAUAGCAAAAUAAGAGUAAAAAUCAUUCUAAAAGAACACAUUUUUGAUAAAACGUGUUGGAAAAGUAUGAUAUUCAGGGCUGCACUGUGAACGACGAGGUUUAUUUGUCUCAUGAUUUAAAUAAUAUUUUUUGCAUUUCAUUAUGGUUGCACAAAGCAUUCAUAUUGCAGAAAAUAAAGCAUUUAUCACCCCAUUCUCAUUGAGAUGAU